Molecule: messenger RNA, 1673 nt
Organism: Erigeron canadensis
Lineage: Eukaryota; Viridiplantae; Streptophyta; Magnoliopsida; Asterales; Asteraceae
Product: splicing factor U2AF-associated protein 2
Exons: 14
Coding region: 122-1537 (471 amino acids)
Biological process (GO): mRNA splicing, via spliceosome
Cellular component (GO): U2 snRNP; U2-type spliceosomal complex
Molecular function (GO): RNA binding
Source: RefSeq, a predicted model, not a curated record
UCUAGGCCCAUUUUAGACACAGGUAACCUGGUGACUAUAAGAUAAAAAAAUAGAGAAUCUUCGAGCGUUGUCGUCGUCGAUUAACAAAAUAAAAAGGCUUGAUUUGUAAGCGAAGUUUGUUAUGGAGAGUGAAGUUGGAUGGUAUAUAUUAGCUGAAGAUCAGCAAAAUUUGGGACCAUAUGCUGCUUCUGAAUUAAGAGAGCAUUUUUCUAGUGGAUAUAUUACAGAGAGCACACUUGUAUGGGCCGAAGGACAGAGCGAGUGGCAGCCGCUGUCUGCUGUUCCUGGGUUAAUCACUGACAUUUCUGAACAGGUGCCUACCUCAACAGUUGAUGAUGAUGAGUUUGAAAGGUGGCAAAAUGAGGUGAAAAAAGCAGAGGCAGAAGUUGAGGCAGAGGCUGGGGUUGUAAACCAUGAGCUUGCUUCUGAUGAAGGGAGACCUUCAACUCCCCCAGAUGGCGAGGAGGAGUUCACUGAUGAUGAUGGGACUGUCUACAAGUGGGACAAGAAGCUUAGGGCUUGGGUUCCUCAGGAUAUGGCUGCUGCAAGUGAGCCUUUUGGUGUUGAGAUUAUGACAUAUCAGCAGGAAGAGGAGCUUUUUCCUACAAUUGGGGCUGAUGGUGUUCCUUUGAAAGAUGGUAACGACACUUCUGUAAAAGUGAAUGUAGCUGCUUCUGCAGAAAAAGAUGCACUUAAUACAAGUGAAGCAUUGGAAGCAAAUGGGAAGAGGAAGCUGCCUGAGCAACCUGCUGAGAAGAAGGUAGCCAACCAACCUCCUGACAGCUGGUUUGAGUUAAAAGUUAACACACACGUGUAUGUUACUGGAUUGCCAGAUGAUGUCACCUUUGACGAGGUUGUGGAAGUAUUCUCCAAGUGUGGGAUCAUAAAGGAGGAUCCUGAAACAAAGAAACCUCGUGUGAAGAUCUAUGUUGACAAGGAAACUGGAAGGAAAAAGGGUGAUGCACUCGUUUCGUAUAUGAAGGAACCUUCAGUUGCUUUGGCUUUGCAAAUUCUUGACGGGUCUUCUCUACGGCCUGGUGACAAGCUUAAUAUGUCAGUUACACCUGCUAAAUUUGAGCAGAAAGGGGAGAAAUUCAUAGCAAAACAAGUAGACAAGAGAAAGAAGAAGAAACUUGAGAAGGUUGAAAGCAAGAUGCUUGGUUGGGGUGGCCGUGAUGAUUCAAAGUUGUUGAUUCCAACCACCGUCGUUCUCAAAUAUAUGUUCACUUUAGACGAAAUGAGGGCUGAUGAGAACCUGAAGACCGAAUUAGCAGCGGAUGUUCAAGAGGAAUGUGCAAAGCUUGGCCUCAUUGAAUCAGUGAAGGUGUGCGAGAAUCAUCCUCAAGGGGUUGUCUUGGUAAAGUUCAAGGACAAAGCUGAUGCACGGAAAUGCAUAGAGCGGAUGAAUUCAAGAUGGUUUGGAGGUAGGCAAAUACAAGCUAGUGAGGAUGAUGGGAGAAUCAAGCAUGCUGAGGUUCGGGAUACGCAAUAUGAUGAUGAGCGGCUUCACAGAUAUGCAGAAGAACUUGAGGGAUGACUGGCUCAACUAUUUUAGGGUAUUGCAUAUACAUUCUCUGAGUAGAAACAAGUUUUGUACUAUCAAUGCACAUAAAUGAUCCUACACAAAUUGUUUUCCUUACGUAUGAUAUCAAAGAAGUCUAAUUGCAAAGAAA